UAGUUGAAGUUUGAGUUGUUUGUUUUCCUCUCUCAGAUCUAUGGUCUUCUUUUCCAGCGCAACAAUUCUCCCGUUGUGGUUAGCGGUAUCUUUAAGUAAUUUUUCAACAGUUUCAUUCAUGAAAGCCAUGGCAUGAUCAGUGUUUCUCACCGUUGUCUCCAUAGAAGAAACCUUUUCGAAAAUAACUUCACAUUUUGCCGAGAGAGACUGGAUAGCGGCCAUAACCUUAUUAAGUUUCUCUCCUCCCUCAUCUCUUCUUGAAGUGUGAAAACCAGGAAGCGUCUGAUUUUGUUGAAACAGUCUGUAACUGUGUCAAUAUGGGGUCCAGACGUGCACUGUCUCUUGUACUCUUGCUGAUAUCCUUCAUCCACUCUGGACUUACUCAAGAGUCAUCCCCUUCCCCACAGUCUGAUCCUGUAAUUACAAGACAGAAAGCUGUAUCCAUAGGUCAAAAUCAAGUCAUUAUUGAAGAGCUUGCAAUCCUGACACCCCAAAAAAUCGAGCUUUUAUGUAACCUUAUUGAUAUACCAAAUAACCCUCCAAACAUUACUGGCUAUUGGACUAAAGAUGGACAAGAAAUUGAAAACUCUGAAGAAUCUGUAAAUAGAAACAAUGAACAGUAUAUCCUUAAAAGGACUUUCAGUAUAGAGGCCAGAGACCUGGGAAACUAUUCCUGCAACUUCAGAGAAAAUGAGGCAAAAGUUACAUUUGUAUUAGAUGUUCCUGCAAUAAAAGGCACAAGAAACAAGCCUGUAGUGAGCUACAUCGGAGAUUCAGUUGUACUUGAAUGUAAACUCAAACUCAAACACACACCAAACACUUGGAACUGGUACAAGGCAAACGACACCGAAAAGGUCCUCAUCAAUGUUACUGCAAACCCUCAGAACUACAAGAUCGUUAUUAAUGGAAGUGAUACAAAACUGACUGUUCUGAAUCUGACUGAAGAAGAUUCUGGAAAGUACAUAUGCAGCGCUGAGUUUGAUAUCAAACCCAGGGAGUCUUACGUCAAGCUGAAGGUCUUGUCUUAUACUGAGCCUCUCAAACCCUUCAUUGCCAUAGUGGUUGAAGUCAUUGUCCUGGUCACGCUGAUUUUGCUUUGGGAAAAAUGCAAAAAGCCACAACAGGACAACUCUUCUGCAGGAGAGAAUGAUGUCUGCUCAGAACAAACCAGCAAACUCGCUGGUGAUGAGAACAAUGGAGUGAACAACACAGCAAGACAAAGAAAACUGCAGCCCUGAUGUUUUCAUUUUAACAGAUGAAAAAAAAAAUUUGAUUAUGUAAUGUGGCCUGAAUCACAUAAGGCAAUAAGCAAUCUUUUUUCCUAAACUAAUUCUGCCACAGCCACAUACAUAAACACACACAAACACACACGCGCACACUGUGCACACACACUGUGUGUGUGUGUGUGUGUGUGUGUGUGUGUGUGUAAUUACAUUCUCAGUGUACCAUCAUAAAAAUAUAAAGCAUGUUUUCUUCAAUAUACAGUAGUGUUAUUACUAAGGUUUAAGUGUUCAUAUGACCUUUUGGAAGUCAAUUAAUAAUAAAGGUCAACUAAAGAUAAAACUGAUUCUCUUUCUGAAGACUUUAUUAAAGUAUUAAAUUGCUUCAUAUAACGAAAAGUUUUCAUUUCGGCUAUAUAUAUUAAUAUAUAAACAUUGAUCACACAUACACAAAGGUCAAAGGAAGUUGAGCUUGGCACACAAGAACCAAUGAGGUUAUGAAGUAGUCAUAUCUCUUCAGAAGACUUGGACAAACUGCUUCAUUCAUACAGAUUACUUUUAUGAUAUCUUUUUGUACUUUGUAAUGCAUGAAAGCUUUUUUUGCUUGGGCUUCAAUUGAGGAAAAGAAAAAGCAAAGCUAAAAAUGGCCUUCAUCUGUGUUUCAAAGAUGAACAAAAAUCGUAUUGGUUUGGAAUGACAUGAGGGCGAGUAAAUGACAAUUUUCUUUGUUUCCUGAUUCCUUUAAAUACAAAUAUGACUGAUUUGAUUCUUCAACAAAAAAUUUGUAAUAUUAAUUCUCAGUUCUAUUUUGAGCACAAAAUCUUCUUUAAACACAAGUUCUUGAACUUAAAUGAAAAAAAAAAUAAC
Carassius gibelio (silver crucian carp) is the source of this 2087-nucleotide messenger RNA. RefSeq names its product embigin (gene emb). NCBI's taxonomy places the organism in Eukaryota, Metazoa, Chordata, Actinopteri, Cypriniformes, Cyprinidae. Gene Ontology annotation, biological process: dendrite self-avoidance; homophilic cell-cell adhesion; axon guidance. Gene Ontology annotation, cellular component: plasma membrane; axon. Bases 318 to 1238 code for a protein of 306 amino acids. The record is from RefSeq and is a predicted model, not a curated record. Gene Ontology annotation, molecular function: cell-cell adhesion mediator activity. The transcript is spliced from 10 exons.